AUGUCCGCCAACGCCAUCCUCUCCAUCCACACAUUUACCCCCACCACGGAAACUUGGUCGUCGGUCCUGGACCCCAUCCGCCAAAACCCCGGCGUCAAGAGUAUCUACUGGGGUAAGGCGCUCGAAGACCCUGAGAAGAACGUUGUCGUUACCCAAUGGUCUUCGCGUGAGGCCCUUGACGCGUUUGCAUCUUCUGAUGCCCUUGCCGCCCUGGCUGGUGUGGCUGCUGGCGGUGCCGUGACCGCUGCUCAUUUGUCGCUCGAAGGCACCCUGGAGACUGCCUUGGACGUCCCAUGCACUGAAUUCGUGACUGCCUAUGGAGUAGAGCCGACGUUCAUCGGCCGUUGUCGCGAGUUCAUCACCAAGGUUGACGCCAGCCAUCUGGAAGGCUAUCACGGUUACGCGUUUGGCGAGGUGGACCAACACAUCGCGAAGGACGCCAAGGGCCAGAAGGCACCUGCCGUCAUCUUGAUUGUCGGUUGGGAUAGCAAGGAAGCUCAUAUUGAAGCCAAGGCCAAGCCCGGGCCAAUUGGAGAAAACAUCCACCUUAUUAGGACAGCCAGAGAAGAUCUCGGCGUGGUGAGUAUCAUGCAGAACCUCUUGAUUGAGACGGUAACCUAUCUAACACUAUCUAGAUCCAUGUCAACCUAG
Messenger RNA from Parascedosporium putredinis, 651 nucleotides. Lineage: Eukaryota; Fungi; Ascomycota; Sordariomycetes; Microascales; Microascaceae. The record is from the annotation of a GenBank genome assembly.